Messenger RNA from Sphaeramia orbicularis (orbiculate cardinalfish), 2758 nucleotides. RefSeq names its product ArfGAP with FG repeats 2 (gene agfg2). Gene Ontology annotation, cellular component: membrane; cytoplasm; cytoplasmic vesicle. The transcript is spliced from 14 exons. Gene Ontology annotation, molecular function: GTPase activator activity. Gene Ontology annotation, biological process: acrosome assembly; spermatid nucleus differentiation; intermediate filament organization. The record is from RefSeq and is a predicted model, not a curated record. Lineage: Eukaryota; Metazoa; Chordata; Actinopteri; Kurtiformes; Apogonidae. The coding region runs from base 438 to 1892 and encodes 484 amino acids.
UGCUUUGGUGCCAAACCAAACCUAAAACCGCUGAAUCACACAUCACCGACGCACAAACUGGAAAAUACCUUGACCUACUAACAGUUUGAUGAGGUAACCGGGGGCUAUACUGGAACAAAUCUUUAAAGAAACAGGCCGUGUUUGGGAGGGGGUGGCCAGUGUUUGUCACGGGUCACCUGUUCCGUGCUUUUACGCUGAAGGAAAACCUCCGGCGUGUGCGCGCACACCAUCCCGGUCCGCUUGACGCGCCUGGGCUCGGCGUAGUCUCACAUCGGAGGUGGAAGCCGCAGAAAAAGCCUUUCCAUAAUGCGGGCGUGAGGUGGUCCCUGUAGUAAGCGGAGGGGGAUCCAUCCAUCCAUCCAUCCUAUCCGGGGUGGGGGGGAGGGAGGGAGGACACCCGGCUUUUACGCACACGGACAAACCGGAGACGCAGGAAAAUGUCGAACCGAAAACACCGGGACAACCAAGAGAUCUGCGCCCGCAAGGUCCGGGAGCUGGCCCAGUCUGGAGUAAACAAACACUGCUUCGAGUGUAACCAGCCCGGGGUGACUUACACCGACGUCACCGUGGGCAGCUUCGUGUGCACGUCGUGCUCCGGAAUGCUGAGAGGCCUCAAUCCUCCCCACAGAGUCAAGUCUAUCUCCAUGACAACCUUCUCGCAACAGGAAGUGGAGUUUCUCCAAAACCAUGGCAAUGAGGUUGGGAGGAGGACUUGGUUAUGUGUCUUCGACCCAAAGACAGACGGCUGCUCCGACAUGAAGGACUCUCAGAAGUUCAAGGAGUUCCUCCAAGACAAAUACGAAAAGAAAAAAUGGCACUUUUCCAAAAGUAAGAACCGCAGGGAUGUGGAGGGUCCUUGGAGUCCAGGGGUCCAGGCUAUGCCCCCUUUAGCAAACCAGGCCCCCUCCCACAACCUGCCCCCCAACGCCAGAUCCACGAGGACGCUGGCUCAGUCCCAGCUGCCGUCGUGGGACCGGGCUCCCGCCAUCUCCCCGGCCGACAUGAGGACAGACGUGUUCACUGCUCGGCCUUCGCGCUCCCAGAGCUUCAGAGACCCCCCUCUGAAAGAUCCAACGCUUUGUGGAAUAGAAAGACAACGUCCAGGCUCCCUGUCAUCAGCACUGGGAGCUCAAAGCCACACCCCUUCCUUCCCUGCCCUCCCUCGACCCUCAGCCAGUAGCUCCUUUAAAAACCACUUCACUUUAGGUCGGACCGUCUCAGCCUUGGGGGUCACCGGACCCUUCAGAGCCUUCCCCAAAUCUCUGAGUGUGGACUUUGGAGGCCUGAGCCACGCCCAGCCCCACUCCCAGCCCCACCCCCAGCUGCAGCAGCCGUCGGCCGGUGCUGGACAGACUCAGCUGCCCACCAGCGGCUCCAGCCAGGACCGCUACGCCGCCGUGUCCCAGCUGGACAGUGUCUUCUUGGAGACAUCAUCCACCGCAGCUCCCCCUACUGGUCCUCCACAGUACAGCACCAUCUUUGGGAACAGGCUCUCGUCCAGUUCAACUCCUGCCAGCUCCCCUGGUGUCGAUACCGUCUCCGGCUCCCAAACAUUUACCAAUUUCCCCAACCCAUUCACCUCCAGCUCCAGCUCCUCUUCCCAGCCGCCCGUCGCCCUCUCCCCCAGUAACCCCUUCAGCGGCGCCUCAGGAGGUGACUCCAGUGCAUUCGUCACUUCACCCACCUCCAUUUUCCCUCCGUCCGUCUCUUUCCCAGCCCCUGCUACCCAGAAUGCAUUUCCUCAUGAGUCAGCCAACAACCAGGAAGCCAAUGGUUUUGCCUCGUUCGCUGACUCUGACUCUCAGCCCAAAGUCCCUCGGCCGAUGUCGGUGAAUCCUUUUACCGGGAAUGUUUACCCGAGUCGAGGGACGUCACGGAAUCCUUUUAUCUGAACCCCCCCCCACCCCUACCCCCCCGUCCACCCGUCCAUUUGGCUUCUCCUUACUUUACCACUCAUCCGACUCUGGGAACUGAGGGUGAAGUGAACUUGAGGAGUCGCUGCCAUUUCAAUGCCCCCCCACCCCCACCCCCACCUGGUCUUUACCUGUUCCGUCUGUGUUUACGUGUCAUUGAGGAGGAUAUUAAAAAAAAAAAGGCGUGAAUGUAAUUAGAGUUUGUGCGUGUGAGGGCGACGCCUGCCGUGUUUGUGUUCGUGUGCCAGUAGACGCCACCUCAGGGCUCUGUGGGAGUCGCGAGUAAAUGACGCCUCUAUGAUUUUUUUUUUUUUUUGCAGAAAACACACCUAACACACACACACACACGUACGUAUAUUACACACGUCGCUGCUGCUGCUACUUUGCUUUCAUCUCCUGCUUAAAAGUGCAAAAAAACCAGCCCGUCGGUAAUCAGUGUUGUCUCCCGCUUUACAAACGAUCGAGUUAGCUAGUUCACGAAUCACCGGUUGGAGCGUUCAUGGCGAUGGAGGCGGGCUUUUGCAUCGGUCACUGUUUUUUCGUGGAAGGAUGAUGUGUGUUUUCACUCUCAGGCUGCAUGCGCUUCGAGGGCUAAAAGGAGAUGCUACUGAAUGUAAAAGCAAUUACAGAAAUACUUAGAUGUGUAUUAAACAUCAUCUCGCUUCAUGUACCGGACCAAAUGUUUCUCACUGUUUGUUUGUUUUUGUUUGUUUGUUUGUUUGUUUGUAUUUGGUUCACAUGGAGGCGGAGUUUAUUUCCUGUUCUUUUGCCAAAAAAGAUUCAUGUAACAACGUCUUUGUAAUGACAAGUAUUCAUGUUCAUAAAAUCAGUUUGUUGCUUCUUAA